Molecule: messenger RNA, 1002 nt
Organism: Cyphellophora europaea CBS 101466
Lineage: Eukaryota; Fungi; Ascomycota; Eurotiomycetes; Chaetothyriales; Cyphellophoraceae
Exons: 2
Coding region: 1-1002 (333 amino acids)
Biological process (GO): tRNA modification
Molecular function (GO): tRNA guanylyltransferase activity; magnesium ion binding
Source: RefSeq, a predicted model, not a curated record
AUGGCGAAUUCCAAAUACGAAUAUGUCCGGCUCUUCGAACAAGACCAGACCCUGUUGCCCAACACCUGGAUCGUCGUGCGCGUCGAUGGCCGAGGCUUCCACAAGCUCUCCAACCACUAUGAGUUCGCAAAGCCCAACGAUCGGCGUGCUCUCGAUCUAAUGAACGCCGCUGCGUCACACGUCGUGCGAUCCAUCGCAGAUGUGUGCUUCGCCUAUGGUGUAAGCGACGAGUACUCAUUCGUCUUCGAGCGCAACACACAGAUGUUUGAGCGCCGCCGAGACAAGCUGGUGAGUACCGUAGUGUCAACCUUCACCGCCGCGUAUGUCCUCCUGUGGCCGCAACACUUCCCCUCAACCCCUCCAUCCCCACCAACCAGCGUCAAUGCGGACGCUGGGCCAGCACCAGCAAGCCACCUCGACGCAAGCCACCUCCCCACCUUCGACGGCCGCGCAGUCGUCUACCCUACCACCGCGAACCUGCGCGACUACCUCUCCUGGCGACAGGUCGACUGCCACAUCAACAACCUCUACAACACCACCUUCUGGACCCUAGUGCUGCGCGGCGGACUCUCCCAAACUGGCGCCGAAGAGCACCUCAAGGGCACCGUCUCGUCGGACAAGAACGAGAUGCUCUUCUCCCGCUUCGGCAUCAACUACAACAACGAGCCGGACAUGUACCGAAAGGGGAGCUGCGUGUUUCGAGAGUACGAGACUACCGCUCACGACGACGAUGACAAGGAGAGGAGCAAUGCCGCUGCUGCGGCGCCGCUCAUGUCACAACCGGCUCGGGACGACAACGAAGAAACGCGCUCAUCCGACGUGCCCGAACCACCACUCUCAAAGACACAGCAGGAGAAGCAGCGGAAAGCCAAAGCCAAGGCACAGGUCGUGGUCAGGCAUCUGGACAUUAUCAAAGACGACUUCUGGAACCGGCGGCCGUGGAUCCUCUUGAGCGGUGGAAGGCCGCCGCCCAACAAGAGUGUGUCGGUAAUACAAUCGUGA